GGCCAGGUUGUUGGUAUAAGUUACCCGGAUAUAUCGGCUUCAGAAUAUUCCUUUGUUUUGUGCUUCAUAUCAUAAAAUUGCAUUGUCUAUUGAUUCUCAAACUUGCUUGACAAUGUCAGUCCUUCCUCUGCAGCUGGACACUACAAACCGACCCGAUGAGUGGAAGAUUGAGCAGGGCCUCUCCGGCCACAAACUGCCCAUCCUCGACGUGAGCGGCAAAGAGCUAGUCAACAUCUACCCUCCCAAGUAUCGCCAUCCGGUGAAAGAUCAGCAUGCCAUCGAUGCCGUGGGGAAUCGUGAUGAGCUGUUCAAAAGGGAAUUGCCGGGCUGGAGAGGAUACGUCGAGUGGGAAAAGUACCCCGAGAAAAAGGAACAGGCCCACAAGAUCCUUACAAGCCAGACCUUCGACCCCAGCCCCGAUUUCAUGUUCGGACCCAUCCCAGACUCGAACCCAGUUCUUCCGGGCGACGACUUCAAAGCAUGGCACGAAGCCCUCGGAGGCGAGCUGGCAAGUGUAGCAGAGGAUUCAUGGAAUACUGUCCUCCGCGAGAAACACCCUGAUAUGUUGCAUCUACUCCAGUUCCCAUAUAAUGGCGAGCCGCCCAAACGCCUGGUCACGUCCAAGGCCAUCACCCCGAACCCGCUGCACUUUGUGCGUAACCACGGCGGCAUCCCACUGAUCGAGAAAGAUAAAUGGAGUCUCUCACUAGAUGGCCUGGUCCGUCAUCCACAGAGCUAUACAUUGGACGAUAUCCAGGACGAGAGUCGGUUCCCGCAGAUGGAGAAGACCGUCACGAUCCAGUGCUCGGGAACUCGACGGAUCGAACAGAUCAGCCGGUACGGUGGACAGGGCGAUGAAGUUCCUCAGGCACCAUGGGCUGAAGGGGCAAUUGGCACUGCACGAUACAAAGGCAUCAGUUUGAAAAAGCUCAUCAAGGAUUGCGGAGGUCUUAUUGCUCCCGCGAAGCACCUCGAGCUGUACGGUGCCGAGACCUAUGUUAAAGACCUAGAGGUGAUGAACUACCUCGUCAGCGUGCCCUGGUCCAAGGUCAAGGCCAACGAGGUGAUCCUAGCCUGGGAGAUGAACGGCGAGCCUCUGCCCAAGAUCCACGGCUAUCCUCUCCGUGUGGUAGUUCUGGGCUAUAUCGGAGCUCGCAGCGUGAAGUGGCUGUAUCGCAUAAAAGCAAUUGAGAACCCAUCUCUUGCUCCUGUCCAGAGCAAGGAGUACCUGUACUUCAACCAGCAGGUGGGAAAGUACAACCAACGCCCAACGGACGGAAUCCAGAUCCAGGAGAUGCCCGUCAGCUCGGCCAUCAUGUCGCCCUGGAACAAGCAAGCUAUCAUCCACAGCGGCAAGAUCAAAUGCAAAGGCUGGGCAUACUCUGGCGGUGGUCGGUGGCCAGAACGCGUGGAGCUCUCCGCAGACGGCGGUUUUAGCUGGUACGACGUGCCCCCAGAGCAGCUGUCCAAGAAGGGCCGCUGGGUCUGGCGCACAUGGGAAUUCGACCUGCCUUGUGAUGUCGAAGGUUGGAUCGAGAUUGUCUGCCGAUGCUGGGACAAUGCGAUCAACACGCAGCCGUUGGAUGUCCGCGCGGCUUGGAACUGGGGGCUGCAUGUUACGCAUUCAGCGCAUAGAAUCAGUGUCUACAGUAUUAACAGGAGUCAUCCUGUUACUCGGGAUCGACUCGAGAAGAUGGACCAUCUGGGCAUUCCAGUGGCCCCGCUCACUCGCUAUCAAAUCAUUCCCAGCCAGACUAUGGAGGAGUACCAGAAGUACUGGAAGGAUCAUGAACCUCGCGAUGUUGAUGAUUGAGUAACAAUAUCUGGAAUAAUCCGACACAGUGAUCUUGUAUUUGCUUCCAUCAUUAUAGCCUAGUUAAUAUCGAGCCGUUCCAUACCCCAACACCGUCACUGAACUUGCCGU
Messenger RNA from Aspergillus versicolor CBS 583.65, 1924 nucleotides. RefSeq names its product sulfite oxidase. The coding region runs from base 113 to 1813 and encodes 566 amino acids. The record is from RefSeq and is a predicted model, not a curated record. Gene Ontology annotation, molecular function: molybdenum ion binding; oxidoreductase activity. Gene Ontology annotation, cellular component: mitochondrion. NCBI's taxonomy places the organism in Eukaryota, Fungi, Ascomycota, Eurotiomycetes, Eurotiales, Aspergillaceae. The transcript is spliced from 2 exons.